AUGGGGUUCUCAUCAAAAAUAUUCAAUGCUACAAGGAUUCAAAGACCUUUUGACAGGAAAAAGAUACUCUUGGACAGCAAAGCGAACAUGACCAUCACAUACAAUCGUCAACUGCAAAACUAUACCAACAAUACAUUCAAAAAUGUGUUGAAGGCCAUUAAAUCAGUUUCAAGAGUUACCGUUGUCUGUUUGGAAUCAGCAGAUGCACGACGAAAUAUGUACAUUGCCAUCGCCGAAGAAGGCAUGAACACUAAUGAGUAUGUGUAUUUGCUGUUGGAUAACAGAAAACUGGGAUUUAAUGAAGAAUGGAAACUCCAAGAUGGUACAUCAGAUGGAAAAGAUAGUGUUGCUUUAAGUGCCGCUAAAAAAUUUUUUGUGAUCGACUCGCAACCGCUAAACUCAUCUGAUCAGUUCGUGACUGAUGUCAUUGCUAAGAUCCAACAACCUCCAUUUAAUUGCAUAGAUUGCUCAACACUUGAUCCAGAUACUAUCCAGGUAUGUAGAUUUAUUUGCUUAUAAUC
This is a messenger RNA of Strongylus vulgaris, 521 nucleotides long. NCBI's taxonomy places the organism in Eukaryota, Metazoa, Nematoda, Chromadorea, Rhabditida, Strongylidae. The record is from the annotation of a GenBank genome assembly.